GAAUAUUAAUUAAUAGUUCUUUCCUUAAUACCAUCUCUAUAUUAAUGUUGGGGAGUGUUGCUAAGAUGACAAUUAGUUAACAUCUCGACAUUAGUUAGAAUGGUAUUUUCUUCCUCUGUAUUAAUAUUGGGGAGUGUUGCUAAGAUGACAAUUAGUUAACAUCUUGAUAUUAAUUAUAGUAGAAUUCAUCUUCUUUAAUAAUAUUCUUCCUUGAAUAUUAAUUAAUUCCUACUCUUAUUUCAUAUUAAUAUUUUGAACAUUACUUAAAGGAUCAACUAGUUUUGUUUCAUAUAUUAAUUAUUACUAGAAACGAUCAACGAACCGAUGGUUAAUCGUUGAUGGUUUCUCAAGUAAGUAACUUCGGUUUAUUAAUGCACGGUCGUGGUUAAUAAACUUAAGAGGGAUUAAUUUUGUUGGUUAAACCGAAACCGCUUGUGUUGAGGUUAUCAAUCUCAAUUGAUUUCAUCAAGGAGUUAGAAAGAUUAAAUGCUACUAUUAAAUCGGUAUACGGUGUUGUUCUAUAUUUGAUUAAUAGUAAGAGUUAUUAAUGAACGGUCGUUGUUAAUAACUACCCUCGAUGAAGUGGAUAUACUCCCCGAUUGAGUAUUCGAGAGGGAAUAAGUUAUAGAUAUAACAAUGAUCGACUAAAAUAUAUCAACAAGUGGAAAGUAGCAAUGCCAAGUCCUUUUUAUCUUUGAAUUAAACACAUAUAGGUUGUUCAUCUUAGUUCUUAAUUAAAUUAAAUCACUCAAUCCAAAUCCCCCUUUUUAUUUACUAAGUAUCAUAAAAAGAGAAUUAUUCCUUUCCCUGUGGAUACGAACUCUACUACGCUAUACUACGUAUAAGUGUUAGUAUUGAAAAUUAUUUUGACGCACCGUGACAAAGUGCUCGUCAAAUUUGGCGCCGUUGCCGGGGAAAGGCAAUUACUUUUCUUUUUAUUUUUUCUCAUAAAAAUCAAAAACAAAAAAAAAUAUAAAAGAAAAAAAAAUCUUACUUUUCUAUUUUCUGAGCUUGCAUGAGUAAAUGGAUACCAACACAUCAUCCCUAGAGAGUCAAAUUUCUGACUUGACUUCUCUAAUAAAGGAGUUUAUCUCAUGUUCAAAAUCUCAAGAUGUCCAUACAUGCAACAUUUGCAUGUCACAAAGGCAUCUUACGGAUUUUUGCCCAGAGCUUCAAGAAGAAUUCUUUGAACAAAGGAAUGAUGUUGGUUUUCAAGAGAGGUAUGGUUCAUUCUCCAACACAUACAGCCCAUACUCAUGUUCUUAUUCCAGCAUGUCCACUGAAGACAUGAUCCGAGCUCUCACUAUCAAUGUGACAAAUAUGCAACAAAAUAUGUCACAAUGCUCGCAAGAAGCAGUAUCCAACGAACAGAACUUGGACAAUCAGUUGAAACAAAUGUCAAGCAUUGUGUACCACAUGGGCGAGGAGGAGGAAGAAGAGGAGCUUACGGAAAAAGCUCAACCGGAGGAGGAACCUGAAAACUCAACUCAACCACCGGCCAUUCCUAAGAUCAUGCCACCAUUUCCUGAGGCUCUAAGGGAAACACAAAGGGUGGAGAAGGACAAAGAUAUCUAUGCAAUCUUCAGCAAUUGUGAGUAUAAUUUAGACUUCUCUUUGGUCACAAAUAAGCAAGGAAUAACGGUGGGAUUACACAAAUAUUUCAUACUCCCUCUUAUACCACCCGGAUCAAAACCCCUUCCAUUGACCAUGCUUAAUGAAAAUCAUGGACCAACACUCUCACAAUAUGAAGCGAUAGAAAUCUGGAUAUUUGAUCCCGGAAAGGUCAAAAUAAAGGGUCGAAAAACUGAGUCUUUCUAUAAGAGUCACCCGGGUGAAAAUUUGAAGAAGAUGAGUUAUCACGAUCCAAGCUUGAACGAUUGAACACAACCAUGGUGUCGUGCCACGACGUUAACUAAGGCGCUUCUUGGGAGGCAACCCAAGCAAGGUACGUUUACUUGUUUUAUUUUAUUUUUACACUUUUCAAAAAAAAUGACCUGGGAUUGAACCUGGCCGGGUAUAAAACCCCACCCGGUCGGGUUACCUCUAAAAACAAAACACCCGGCCAACCACCCGGGCGAGGCAAGAGUGGAACAAUGAUAAACCAAACACCCGACCGGGUAGACCCCUAUACCCGGCCGGGCAACCCAACAAAAAACAUUCUGCCUCGAGUGAACAGUUUACGCCCGACCGGGUACACAACCCCACCCGGCCGGGUAUCUCGAUUUUUUGGAAACCAGGCCAUUUCUCAAAAAAAAAAAUUAAAUCACCCCCUUUGUCUUCCCUUUCGAACCACACCCCAAAUUUCCUCCAUUUCCAAAAGUCAAAAGCUUCAUAUCUCCUACAUCCAUCCACCAAUUAAACCCAUUUCAUUCAUCACCUCUUCACCCUUUUCAUCUCCACACCCACGAAUCACCAACAAAACCUCCCAAAAAGUAACCAAAAAAAAUUCAUCUGAGACACAAGCACUAGGGACAGUGCUUUGAUUAGCUUGGAGGGAGAGUUUUAUGGAAUACUCACAUU
Cuscuta europaea is the source of this 2520-nucleotide messenger RNA. NCBI's taxonomy places the organism in Eukaryota, Viridiplantae, Streptophyta, Magnoliopsida, Solanales, Convolvulaceae. The record is from the annotation of a GenBank genome assembly.